GAUAAAUUGGGUUGGUUCCAUUUUGAAAUCGAAAGAUCUCACCCAUCAGGCCGAGCCACCACGAACCAACCUCCGCCACAACUCUUUCUUCGGGAAACACCAUGAAUUCAGUUCCUAAUUAUCACCACCUAUGGCCCUUUUCAUGACCAUGGUUCUUUCGAAAUUUACUGAAGCCAUCCCCAAUGCAGUCAAUGUUUUGUGCCGCUCUCCGUGAUACCUCUUGCAUAUGUUGUCGGGUUCUUGUUUCUAGAAAUUUUUGUUCUUCAUUGGCAUCUUGUCACCUCUUAGGAACUAGGGAAUUUUUGAAUAAAGAACAAUGUCAAGAACUUGCAAAAUCUGUUAAUAUUCUUGCUGCAAGAGUUGGCAAAGGACGCAGCGAGGAAGAAAUUCUUCAGUCUUUAUUCAAUGAUCAAGAUUAUGAGGGUAUACAUCUGUCUCAGAAGCUUGUUUAUAGUUUGCUCCAUCGAUUUAAGGAUGAUUGGAAGUCUGCACUGGGAAUAUUCAAAUGGGCCGGUUCGCGUUCAAGCUUCAAACACUCGCCCGAAUCAUAUGAUAUGAUGGUAGAUAUAUUGGGUAAAAUGAAGCAAAUGGAGAAGUUGAGAGAUUUCUUAGAAGAAAUGUGUCAGGGUAGCGGUGUCAUCACUCUCAAUACUGUAGCCAAGGUGAUGAGAAGGUUUGCUGGGGCAGGACAGUGGGCAGAUGCUGUAAGAAUAUUUGAUGACUUACAAACUCUUGGGUUGGAGAAGAACACGGAAUCCAUGAACUUGUUGCUUGAUACCCUAUGCAAAGAGAGAUUUGUUGAGCAAGCUCGUGAAAUUUUCUUGGAGUUGAAGCAGCACAUUGCUCCAAAUGCUCACACAUUUAACAUAUUCAUUCAUGGAUGGUGCAAAAUCCGUCGCGUAGAUGAGGCACAUUGGACAAUCCAAGAGAUGAAAGGAUAUGGUUGUCGCCCUUGUGUUAUAAGUUAUUCCACCAUCAUUCAAUGUUAUUGUCAAGAACAGAAUUUUAACAGGGUCUAUGAGCUUCUUGAUGACAUGCAAGCUCAAGAUUGCUCUGCAAAUGUGGUCACUUUUACUACCAUCAUGAGUGCACUAGCAAAGGCUGGAAAAUUUGAGGAAGCUUUGCAAGUUGUUGAGAGAAUGAGGUCUAAUGGAUGUAGGCCUGAUACACUUUUCUACAAUUCAUUCAUUUAUACAUUAGGUAGAGCAGGCAGAAUAGAUAACGCUACCUAUGUUUUUAAAGUGGAGAUGCCUAAGGCUGGUGUUGCCCCAAAUGCAUCCACCUAUAAUUCAAUGAUUUCUAUGUAUUGUCAUUAUGCACAAGAAAACAGAGCUUUUGACAUACUGAAGGAGAUGGAAGAUUCAGGCCUUUCUAAGCCUGAUGUUCAGACUUACCACCCAUUGAUCAAGUCAUGCUUUAAAACUGGAAAAAUAGAUACUUGGUUAAAUGAUAUAUUAAAUGGAAUGGUUAAUAAACAUCAUAUUGGUCUUGAUGUUUCAACCUAUACUUUGCUAAUUCACGGGCUUUGUAGAGCAGAUAGAUGCAAGUGGGCUUACUCUCUGUUUGAGGAGAUGAUUGAUCAAGAUAUUGUGCCUAGAUACAGAACUUGCCGUUUGCUAUUGGAAGAAAUCAAACAGAAAAAUAUGUAUCAAGCUGCUGAAAAAAUUGAGGAUCUUAUGAAGAAACUGUAAAUGCAAAGUCUUUAUUUGUGCGGCCUCACUAUCUUCUUGUACAUUAUUUUAACCAGUUAAUUCGAAUUUUUUAUUAAAAAAAAAAAAAAAAAUUGA
Molecule: messenger RNA, 1787 nt
Organism: Gastrolobium bilobum
Lineage: Eukaryota; Viridiplantae; Streptophyta; Magnoliopsida; Fabales; Fabaceae
Product: pentatricopeptide repeat-containing protein At3g04130, mitochondrial-like
Exons: 2
Coding region: 183-1691 (502 amino acids)
Molecular function (GO): protein binding
Source: RefSeq, a predicted model, not a curated record